AUGCAACGACUUUUUGGCCUAUCGCAGAAUAAGGCACCAAAACCAGAUUUACAGCAGGCUAUCACAUCCACAGAUGCUCGUGCAGAUGCAACUCAGGUAAAGAUCAGUCGUCUUGAUGCCGAAUUAGGACGCUAUCGAGACCAAAUGAAAAAAAUGCGUGAAGGCCCUGGGAAAUCCGCUAUACAGCAGAGAGCUAUUCGAGUCUUACGGCAAAAGCGCAUGUAUGAAGCACAAAUGGAGCAGCUGGUGCAACAAAGCUUUAACAUGGAACAAAGUGUGAUGGUAACAGAGAAUCUGCGGAACACCAUGGCCACUGUUGAUGCGAUGCAGCAGGCGAAUAAGAACCUGAAAAAGACCUAUCGGAAUAUCAAUGUUGACAAAAUUGAGCAGAUCCAGGAUGAAAUGGAGGAUUUGAUGGAGCAAUCGGGUGCACUGCAAGAAACACUUGCUCGUAGUUAUGCGACGCCCGACGACAUUGAUGAGACUGAGCUGGAAGCGGAACUUGAGGCAUUAGAGGAACAGCCUCUGGAGCAUGAUAUGGAGGUUCCUUCCUACUUGCAGCACACGACAGGUGCAUUGCUAGCACAACCUGACUUUAUAGAUGAGCUGCCACCAUCGCAAGAAGCAGAGGUACGUGCUGAUGCCCUUUUUUCCUCCUUCUAG
Molecule: messenger RNA, 663 nt
Organism: Malassezia globosa CBS 7966
Lineage: Eukaryota; Fungi; Basidiomycota; Malasseziomycetes; Malasseziales; Malasseziaceae
Exons: 2
Coding region: 1-663 (220 amino acids)
Biological process (GO): vesicle budding from membrane; late endosome to vacuole transport via multivesicular body sorting pathway
Cellular component (GO): multivesicular body
Source: RefSeq, a predicted model, not a curated record